AUGUCCGAUCACGAACGGGUAGCGGGGAACUGGCGGUAUCUUAACCUCGACAGCGGCACCUUCCCUCUGAAGGAUGCCUGGACGAGCCACCAGCUGGCUCGUGCGGCUGACCAGGACCUUGAGCUGUUGGUCCACAAUCGUGGAUUGACAAAGCGUAAUGUGAUUCGGAUUCAAACCAUCCUGGAAAAGGCAAACGAGGACAACGCUGAGCUUACUACCGCUCAAGUGAAAGUGUAUCAACGAAGUGUCGAGAAUGCCAAUGCAGAGUUUACCAAACUUCAUCAGGAAAUCGUCGCCCAGAUUCUCCCUGUCGAACGCGAGGAGCAAGGCGAUAUCUAUUUUGGCUUCGUUGAGCUGUACGAAGAAGUAUCCAUGCUGCUUGAGAGCUGGUUAGAGAAAAUCAAUACACCACCAGCCCUUGAGCCACAGCCUGUCGGAAACCAGCAACCGCUGAUCCUCCAACCAUCCCUACCACGUGCCAUACCGACAUUCGACGGGAAGUAUGAGCAUUGGGAAAAAUUCAAAGUAAUGUUCAAAGACGUUGUAGACAGGUCUAAUGAGCCAGACCGUAUCAAGCUCUAUCAUCUAGAGAAAGCUCUAGUUGGCGACGCCGCCGGUCUAAUUGACGCCAAAACAAUCACAGACGGCAAUUAUGUGCGUGCUUGGCAAUUACUCGAGGAACGUUUUUCCGACAAACGACGGAUGAUCGACAGGCACCUAGCAAGCAUGCUAAGCGUGAGAAGACUCACCAAUGAAUCCUACAGUGAACUACGAGCAUUGGUGGAAACUUUCGAUGGUCACGUGGAGAACCUCAAAUUUCUGGGUCAGGACUUCGCCGAGAUAUCGGAGUACAUGGUGGUAUUUCUGAUUGCCCAAGCUUUGGACGAUGAAACCAAGAAGCUGUGGGAAUCAACCGUCAAGAAAGGAGAGUUACCUGAAUAUGCAGACACCAUACAUUUCUUGAAGGAACGUGUGUCUGUCCUGGAGAGAUGUCAAACAGCAAAUGACAGUCAGUACAAGCGACGACAACAAAUCAAGACAAAUCCAUUAAAGCAUCUCCCAGUGAAGAUAAAUACUGCCUUAUCGCCAACCCCAGUAGUACAACAUUGUAGCUUUUGUACCGAGAGCCAUUACACGUUCAAGUGCCCGGCAUUCAACGACUUAUUAGUCAGCCAAAGAAUCGCCAUCGUAAAGGAGAAGCGUAUCUGCUAUAACUGCCUCCGGCGAGGGCAUCGUGUCAAAGAUUGUGCGUCGAAGAAUUCCUGUAUCAAGUGCCAUCGAAGACACCACUCUUUGCUGCACAUGGAAGAGUCAAUACAGCCAACGAAGAUUAGCAACGAAGCGAAAGAAGCAACGCAGCAACCUGGUCCAGUUGUUCCAGCACAAGCAGCAGUUCCAGUUCCAUCGUGUCAAACAUCGACAAGCAGUGCAUUCACAAAUGCAGCCCAUUCACCAGUUCCAGUGCGACAAACGAAUCAAGUGUUCCUGCUCACCGCUGUAGUCGACAUUUUGGAUCAGCAUUCGAAGCCUCAUCAAUGCAGAGCCCUGCUGGAUAGUGGUUCUCAGGUCAGUUUCAUCACGGAAUUAUUGGCCAACGCAAUAGGAGUUCCAACAAGAGAGGUGAGUGUUCCCAUAACUGGUAUUGGUAGUGCUAAAUCCACAAUCAAGCAAAUUUGUGAAGUUCAAAUCCGCUCCAAAUGCAAUAACUUUAAGUUAUCCCUGUCCUGCCUUGUGUCGCCUAAAAUUACCGGUCUUCUACCUUCCUUCACAAUUGACAUUGGGUCUUGGAAUAUCCCAUCUGGUAUUCAACUUGCGGAUCCAAGCUUCCAUAAAGCAAACCAGAUCGAUAUGCUUAUUGGAAUGGAUCAUUUUUAUGACAUUAUUAAACCAGGCUACAUGAAGCUAUCGGAUGAUCUUCCCGGACUUCAUGAUUCCCAAUUAGGCUGGCUAGUAGGAGGUAACUAUCUUCAGAGUCAGAGUUCAGGUUUAGUUUUGAAAUCGUUGACUGCUUGUGCAGAGCCCGUCCACUACCCCUCAGCGUUGUUUUGGGAAAUUGAGAGUGUGAACACGGAGCUAGUGCCAACAACCAAGGAGAAAAACGACGAUGGGAACAAAAACAACAACAGCAGUACCGACACGACGUCUAUCCAACUAGCGAAGCAGCACCCGUCGCCGACGACGCGAGAGAGUGAGUGUCAGCAUAUCAUCGACGCGACGCCGCGGUGA
Molecule: messenger RNA, 2226 nt
Organism: Armigeres subalbatus
Lineage: Eukaryota; Metazoa; Arthropoda; Insecta; Diptera; Culicidae
Exons: 3
Coding region: 1-2226 (741 amino acids)
Biological process (GO): proteolysis
Molecular function (GO): aspartic-type endopeptidase activity; zinc ion binding; nucleic acid binding
Source: RefSeq, a predicted model, not a curated record